AUGUCGUAUCCUGGUCGCACCGCAUCAGUACACGCUCUCACACCUUUGACGAGCUCAGACUCGUCCCCGCCUGGCAAGCUGCCUAGUCCGCGGUCUGCGAAGCCUCCGAGUGAGACGAUGCACGCGACUGCUCCUUCACGCAACGCGCCGUCAAGCGCGCCCGUCAAGAAUGGUGCCGAUACCAUAACGCCUGUGCAUACGCCGCCAGAGACGAGAAAAUCGAUAUUCCCUGCAGACGGGAUUCUGGGCUCGAAAAGGCUUUACGAUCCUUCGCUAGACCCCAAGCUGGAUAAGAAGGAUAAACAAAAAUACAAAGCGAAAUAUGCGCCGAUAAAACAACUGGACGACCCAUCUGAGAUACCGGAUCCGCGCCUGGUUAUUGCGGGGUAUGCUGUUGGCCAAUAUCGCAUCAAGACUGCCCCAGGCAGCGCAUCGCCAAAGUCGAAACUGCGCAUGGCGCCCAAGACUCUCAAGCCUUACUCUUUCGACGAGCGGACCUCAUGCGGGCCUGGACCGGCCACACAAGUCGUCAUCACUGGGUUUGACCAAUUGACCACCGACGCCCAACUCCGGGCUUUUGGUUCAUCCUUUGGUGAGGUUGAGUCAAUAAACAACAGGGUCCACCCAAACACUGGUAGCCCUCUUGGAAUAUGCCUCGUCAAGUUUCGCGACGGUCCAGCGCCACGGGGUGGACAGGCUGUGAAAGCUUCGGACUCGGCGAAGAAGGCAGAGGAAAGAGGGAACAAUGAGCGCAUUGGCAUGUCGCGGGUCCGUGUAUUUCGCGAUCGAGAAGGUCUGAGGGCCAAACGACUGGUCCACAUGAUCAUGAAGAAAGAAGACGACAAGCGCAAGGCGGCUAUUGCUGCGCAGUCCGCAACCGCAACCCCCGCGACACCUACCGCAACAUCGUUUGAUUUGCCAGCAAACGUCCCGAAAGGCCCUUCCGGAAAAGGCGCGCGUCCUCCCCCUCCAGCGCGUGAGACACUCUCUCGAAAAGCGCAAUUGUCACAUCUUAUCGAACGAGAGCCGAUAAAACCGAAGUUGAAGCGGAGACCAUACAUAUUUAUCGCGCACCAAUACGUUCCAGUUCUUAGUACGACGAUCGAACAUCUAAGGAAACGGUUAAAGGCCUUCCGUAUGCAAGAAGUACGGUGUGACCAGACGGGAUACUAUGUGGUCUUCGAGGAGUCGAAAUGGGGUGAAGAUGAGACCGUGAGGUGCUAUAAGCAGUUUCACAUGACACCUCUGUUCACCUACGUUAUGAAUAUGGAAUGCAACCAAUAUGGUGACCCCAACUACGAACGAAGCCCGAGCCCGGAGCGCGUUGUGGCUAUCAAGAAACGGAAAGCCGAGGACGAUAGAGCAGCGCGUGAAGAAGCGGAAGAUUUGGAAUAUGACAAGCAACAGCGAGCGUUGGCUCUGGAUCCAGUUGCUGCUGCUCUGGAGAUUCUGAAGCAAGAGCUGCAGGAAAGGCUGGUGGGUGAGGUCAAGACACGAAUUGCGGGCCCGCAGUUGCUGAAGCUCAUGGCCCCGGAACGACAUAUUGAAAAACGCCGGAGGUUGAAUAUCUCAGACCCACACGUCAAGGAAGAGACAAUUCGACCCUCUUCUAUGUUGCUUCCCGCUAUGGACGCUUCGGCCCUGGCACCAAAGUCGCGAACUGCCGCGCUCAGAGGUCGCGGUCGAAAAGCCCUUGGUCCACGUGAUCACAAUCGCGACCGGGGCGGUAGAAAACCGCUCCGUCCGGUUGACGUGUUUGUCGACGAGCGUAGGAAAGCAACUCAUAAACCGCGCCGUGAAGUACACCGGAAUCCCUACCAGAAGUUGUUGGAAAUGGACAUGGACGAAUCGGACGACGAAGGCCGAAGCUCUAUCAACCGCGGCACCGAAGAGCAGGAGAGCCGACCCAUCAGCCGUGCUGCAACCUCAGAUAUCGAAGACGACGACGAGGAAGAUUCCGCUAGAAGUCGACGCUUCAAGAGACGGCGAGUCGAGGCAGGCUGGGGCUUGGAAGAUAGCGACGAUGAGAUGAUGGACGACAGCCACGCCCGCAGUCUUCUUGCGCACUGUAUCCAUAAGGAUCCCGAACAGAUGGCAGAGAAAGAGCUCGAACAGGUGCUCGCAAUUUUGCCUCGUUCCUCGCCCAUAUGGAAGAAGGCAGACAAGGCUCUGAGAGGCUUCAAGCGGUUACGGAAGAUCGAACAAGAAGCGGACGCCAUCUUCGGAGUGGAGCCAAGUCUCGAUGAGAAGUUUGAGCCGGAAGUCAUCAUUACACAAGACGAGGAUGAGGCUGCCAAGCCUAUUCAGACGACAGAAGUGGCUGAACCCGCUAAAGCGACUAAGAAGAAGAGCGUCGCGAAACCGAAGAAAAAGACCAAGAAUCAACUGGAGGAGGACGCCAAAACUGCACAAGUCACGGUCUCUGAAGUGGUCGAGCCUGCUGAAGAGGACAUUGUUCUACCUGAAGUCGCCGAGCCCACGCCUGUUGUUGCCAAGGCUGAAGUGGAGGAGACGCCAGAAGAGGAGGAGCGUGAUGGCGUGUACUGGGGUGUAUCCGCUGUCGAACCGCGACGAACCGUUCAAGAUGACUCCAGUGUGGUCAUGGACAUUGAUGGCUGGCAGCAUCUGGUGAAGGACGAAGAGGAUUUGCUGCUUCUUAAGACCGCCUUGGACAAGAUCGUUCCAGCCAAUAUCGGAGAUGCAAACUCGUGGGCAUGGAAGCAAAAGUCUAUCAAACACCUCAACCGUCCAGGAGAAGAAGGUGUUUCUCGAUCGGAGACCAAGAUCACCGGUUACUUCGUACCGAACAAGACAGGUGCUGCCAGGACUGAAGGGGUGCUUAAGAUCAAAGAGUCGGAGAAGUCGAAGUACCUGCCUCAUCGUCUCCGUGUAAUGAGGGAACGUGAAGAACGCCAGCGCCAAGCCCAGCAAGAAGACCGUACCGGUACCACAGUCGUCGAAGGCUUCCGAUUCCAGACUGGUGGCGCCAAGGCAGCUACAACUGUCAACUCCCGCGCCAACCGUGCCAACAAUCGUCGUCUCGUGAAUGAUAUCAGCAUCUCCAAGAACAUGUCUGGUGCUGAAGGCGAUGCCUUGCGCUUCAACCAGCUCAAGAAGCGGAAGAAGCUCGUCAAAUUUGACCGAUCUGCGAUCCACAACUGGGGGCUGUACGCCCAGGAGCACAUCGCCGCCAACGACAUGAUCAUCGAGUACGUUGGUGAGAAAGUACGGCAACGCGUGGCAGAUUUGCGCGAGGCUCGGUACGACCAGCAGGGCGUGGGAUCAAGCUACUUGUUCCGUAUCGACGAGGAUACGGUUAUCGACGCGACCAAGAUGGGUGGCAUUGCUCGUUUCAUCAAUCACAGCUGUACGCCGAACUGCACGGCUAAGAUCAUCCGCGUGGAGGGCACGAAGCGAAUUGUCAUCUAUGCCCUGCGAGACAUUGGCCAAGACGAAGAGCUCACCUAUGACUACAAAUUCGAGCGCGAACUCGACGCCACCGACCGUAUCCCCUGUCUCUGCGGCUCCGUCGGCUGCAAGGGCUUCCUUAAUUAA
Molecule: messenger RNA, 3555 nt
Organism: Paraphaeosphaeria sporulosa
Lineage: Eukaryota; Fungi; Ascomycota; Dothideomycetes; Pleosporales; Didymosphaeriaceae
Exons: 3
Coding region: 1-3555 (1184 amino acids)
Cellular component (GO): Set1C/COMPASS complex
Molecular function (GO): RNA binding; histone H3K4 methyltransferase activity; protein binding
Source: RefSeq, a predicted model, not a curated record